UCCAUUCUUUAUUUUGCACAAGCACAGUCUACAUUACCCUUGCCAUUAAAAAAAGACUGAAAAUCUGGGGCUGAAGUAAAACAUCCAUGACAUGCCACCUGGAGCUAGGAAUGUAGCUUUGUGUCAGCAGGAGACCAAGUGUGAGUGGUGGUUCUGGCUUGCUAAGUGGAUACCAGAGCUUUUGUUCCCAUUUAUGAGCUUCCUAGGUUCAUAAAACGGACAGAACAAAGAAGUCUGUCCUAUGUUUAUUUUUCAGAGUAGUCUAGCAUAUGUUUCUCAAGAAUGGUCUGCAAAUCUUUUGCAUCAGAAUCGCCAGAGAAAUUUGUUUAAAUAGAGAUUAAAGGGAUAUAGGUCAGAUCAAAAUCUCUGGUAGUUGGGGACCCAGGAAUCUUCAUUUUAAAACUUAAACCAAGUGAUUCUUACGCUCAACAAAGUGCAGGAAUUGGCCCCGUGAUCUUGGCUUUUUAACCACACCAUGCCUCAAUUUCCCCCUUCUGCACAAGACAACAAGAGUUCCUGGAUAUCUUGCGAGUUAGUACUCUUUGCCUAGCCGGAUUCAGAGACAUGGCCGCUAAGAGGUGACCCGGGGAUCCCCUGAGGUCCCCUCAUUCCUGGUGAAUUGUAAAUUCAAUUUGAGAAGAGAGAGAGGAAGGGAUUUCCGAUACUUAAGACCACCCUUUGGAUCCUAGAGAUGAUGCCCGCACAACUGUGUAUCAGAUUUCAGGGCGCGUUCGGCUAAUACUGUUGCCGGCCAGCCGCCGUCGUUCGUCGAGUGACGCAACAAGGAGUACUCUCUGGCCCUUGUCACUCGACUACCAAGAUGGCGGCCCCCAGGAGCUGCGCUAUAUGGAGCUAUUGCGGCCGUGGGUGGUCGCGGGCGAUGCGGGGCUGCCAGCUCCUCGGGCUUCGAAGCUCUUGGCCCGGCGCCCCACUAAGUGCUCGGCUCUUGUCCCAAGAGAAGCGGGCAACGGAAACGCACUUCGGGUUUGAGACUGUGUCGGAAGAGGAGAAGGGGGGCAAAGUCUAUCAGGUGUUUGAAAGUGUGGCUAAGAAGUAUGAUGUGAUGAAUGAUAUGAUGAGUCUUGGUAUCCAUCGUGUUUGGAAGGAUUUGCUGCUCUGGAAGAUGCGCCCGCUUCCUGGGACCCAGCUGCUUGAUGUUGCUGGAGGCACAGGUGACAUUGCAUUCCGGUUCCUUAAUUAUGUUCAGUCCCAGCACCAGAGAAAACAGAAGAGGCAGUUAAGGGCCCAACAAAAUUUAUCCUGGGAAGAAAUUGCCAAAGAGUAUCAGAAUGAAGAAGAUUCCUUGGGCGGAUCUCGGGUCGUGGUUUGUGACAUCAACAAGGAGAUGCUAAAGGUUGGAAAGCAGAAAGCCUUGGCUCAAGGAUACAGAGCUGGACUUGCAUGGGUAUUAGGAGAUGCUGAAGAACUGCCCUUUGAUGAUGACAAGUUUGAUAUUUACACCAUUGCCUUUGGGAUCCGGAAUGUCACACACGUUGAUCAGGCACUCCAGGAAGCUUAUCGUGUGCUGAAACCAGGAGGACGGUUUCUCUGUCUGGAAUUUAGCCAAGUGAACAAUCCCCUCAUAUCCAGGCUUUAUGAUCUAUAUAGCUUCCAGGUCAUCCCUGUCCUGGGAGAGGUCAUCGCUGGAGACUGGAAGUCCUAUCAGUACCUUGUAGAGAGUAUCCGAAGGUUUCCGUCUCAGGAAGAGUUCAAGGAGAUGAUAGAAGAUGCAGGCUUUCACAAGGUGACUUAUGAAAGUCUAACAUCAGGCAUUGUGGCCAUUCAUUCGGGCUUCAAACUUUAAUUCCUUUCCUAUCAUGGACCAUGAACCAGUCACAUCCUGUUGAAAGCCUGGAACUGAAGGAUAAUGUGGCAAAUGAGACAGCAGCAGAGCAUCUCCUCUUAAGGAUACGUGCCUUGGACUCAUGUUUGCAUCCAACAGUCUCAAAGUGGAAGAACAAAUUCUUGUCACUUUUUUACAGCUUUCUUUGGAGCUGCUUCAGUCCAUCUCCCAGAGGCAUUUGGUCUGUAUCUUUGCUUAACUGCUAAUUUCUCUUGGCUGUAGGGUGUGUGGUUAAGGUACAACCACCACUAAAGCUCAGUUUUGAAGUGAGUGUAUUUAUAGCUGCUCUGUUGGUGCUGCCUUCUACAGGGAUAAUAGAUCAUUUAAACCCAAUGACGAUUUUUAACCAGAAAAUUUAAUUGUACCUGAAUCAACCUUUCAGCCUAGGACUAAGUCUAGGCCCAAGUCAGAGUACUAAUGAUCAUGAGAAUUGUGUGCUGAACCAGUAAACGAGUUUACCUUUUGA
Symphalangus syndactylus (siamang) is the source of this 2309-nucleotide messenger RNA. It is a transcript of the gene COQ5, whose product is annotated as coenzyme Q5, methyltransferase. Gene Ontology annotation, biological process: ubiquinone biosynthetic process. The record is from RefSeq and is a predicted model, not a curated record. Lineage: Eukaryota; Metazoa; Chordata; Mammalia; Primates; Hylobatidae. Gene Ontology annotation, molecular function: 2-methoxy-6-polyprenyl-1,4-benzoquinol methyltransferase activity.